Molecule: messenger RNA, 744 nt
Organism: Striga hermonthica
Lineage: Eukaryota; Viridiplantae; Streptophyta; Magnoliopsida; Lamiales; Orobanchaceae
Source: the annotation of a GenBank genome assembly
AUGGAGGAGCCAAGCGGCGGCGGCGGCGGAGGAGCAGGCAAGCCGGAGGCGGCGAUGAACGUGCUGGUGGCCAUAGACGACGGUGAGGAGAGCUUUCAGGCGCUCGACUGGGCCGUCAGCAGAAUCUUGAAACCCAACGGGGGAGAUGAUGAUAAUAAUGCUUCUAAAGUGGUCACUAUAGCUCAUGUAUUGGAGCCGCUGCCUCACUAUGCCUUCCCCGGUGGAUAUGUGUUGGAGUCUUCUACCAAAGCACAAGAGGAGAAUGCGGCUAGAAUCCUUUCCCGGGCCUUUGAGAUGUGCAGAGACUAUGGGUUAAACGCUAAAACCGUGAUUUUGGAGGGCGACCCGAAGGACCGAAUCUGCCGUGCCGUGGAGGAGAUGAACAUUCAUCUUCUUGUCGUUGGGAGCCGCGGACUCGGCCAGAUUAAGAGGGCAUUUUUGGGGAGUGUUAGCGACUACUGCGCCCACCACGCAAAAUGUGCGGUGCUUGUGGUGAAGCCACCGCCGAAGAAGAAGACCCACACCCUAGAGACUAAAGAUUGUAGGCCCGGCUACCUAAUCCCCAAUCCAACGGUCGAGCUAGACCCUCGACGGGGACAAGGAGUUGUUGCAGCUUCCUUCGGGCGGCGAGAAAUUGAGAAAAGGAGAGACCCGCGAGGCGGAGACCGAAAGAGAGACCUCUUGGCAACGAGGCUGCGACAGAGGGAGAGAUCAGGCGACAAGGUGGCGUCGGUCCGCCAAUAG